AUGAUCACUCGAUUAUAUUGUUCGUUAGAUAAUGUUGUGCCUCGUGUUUGUAUUGUUGGUUCUGGUCCAGCCGGAUUUUAUGCUGCAAUGCAUUUAUGCAAAAAAAUUGAAAAUGUACAUAUUGAUAUACUUGAAAAGUUACCAGUGCCUUUUGGAUUAGUACGGUAUGGUGUUGCUCCAGACCACCCAGAAGUCAAAAAUGUCAUUAAUCAGUUUACUAAAGUAGCUAAUAAACCAAAUGUGAAUUUUUAUGGAAACAUAGCUCUAGGAAAAGAUGUUGGCUUAUUACAACUUCGACAAAAUUAUGAUGCUGUUCUUUUGACAUAUGGAGCAGAAGAAGAUAAAACACUGGGAAUUGAAAAUGAAGAAGCAUAUAACAUAGUAGCAGCAAGGAAUUUUGUUGGCUGGUAUAAUGGACACCCAAGGGAUAAAGAUUUAAAGAUAGAUCUAUCAGGUACCACAGCAGCCAUUCUUGGUCAAGGGAAUGUUGCUCUGGAUGUUGCCAGAAUACUUUUGACCCCGAUUGAUAUUUUAAGAAAAACUGACAUUACGGAGCAUGCUCUCGCUGCUUUAGCAGAUUCUAAAGUAAAAGAAUUAUAUUUAGUUGGUAGAAGGGGCCCCUUACAAGUAGCUUUUACUAUCAAGGAAUUAAGAGAACAGCUGAAUCUUCCUAAUUGUAAGACUGUUUGGAGAGAGCAAGAUUUUGAAGGAGUUUCUAGUGUAGUUAGUAAUUUAGGACGUCCGAGAAAAAGACUUACUGAACUUAUGUUAAAAGCUUUGAGCGAAUCUUCUAAGAUUAAUAUUAUGCCUGGUGAUAAAUGUUUCAAACCUCUAUUUUUUAGAAGUCCCAAUAAAUUUUUAACUGACAAUAUGAAUCAUGUAACAGGUAUUGAGUUAACUUGCAAUAGACUUGAGGGUGACAAUUUAGAACAUCAAAAGUGUAUAGCUACAGAUGAAAAGGAAGUUCUAGAUUGUAGUUUAGUGUUUAGAAGUAUAGGUUAUACAAGUGUAAAGGUUGAUAAGGAUAUAAUUUUUGAUACAAAUGGUUUUGUUACAAAUGAUAAAGGUCGUGUGAUUGAAGAUAAUGUAUCGUCUUUAGCGAAACUUUAUGUUGCUGGGUGGCUCGGAACAGGGCCAGCAGGUGUUAUAUUACAUACCAUGAGUAACGCAUUUUUAGUUGCUAAAACCAUUUGUGAGGAUCUUAAAAACUGUAAAAAUUUAUCUUCUAAAGGCGGCUUCGAAGAAGUAAGAAAAUUUUUGUCGAAAUCAAAUCAAAAUCAUAUUAUAGUAGAUUGGAAUGGUUGGAAAAAAAUUGAUAAUUAUGAAGUUGAAUUAGGUAAAAAAUAUGGCAAACCUAGAGAAAAAAUAUGCAGCAUAUCAAAAAUGUUAGAAAUAGCAUCUUCAUGA
Parnassius apollo (apollo) is the source of this 1407-nucleotide messenger RNA. Lineage: Eukaryota; Metazoa; Arthropoda; Insecta; Lepidoptera; Papilionidae. The record is from the annotation of a GenBank genome assembly.